Molecule: messenger RNA, 555 nt
Organism: Cryptomeria japonica (Japanese cedar)
Lineage: Eukaryota; Viridiplantae; Streptophyta; Pinopsida; Cupressales; Cupressaceae
Exons: 1
Coding region: 1-555 (184 amino acids)
Source: RefSeq, a predicted model, not a curated record
AUGACUUGGCUAAAUAAAGGUGAGCAAGUACUUGUCAGUGAGCAGUCUUGGGUAGAGUUCAAAAUUGGUUCUUAUGAGGAUAAAAUUUUGUGUGAUAUUGUUCCCAUAGAUGUGUGCCACCUUCUACUUGGAAAACCUUGGCAAUAUGACAGGGAGGCCCAACAUGAUGGGAAGAAUAAUGUCUAUGUCAUAAAGAAAGGGGGAGUAUCUUAUACCCUUACCCCAUUAAAGGAAGAUGAGAGUGUAGUCCAUGAAGGACCUAGUGUGAUGGUGGUGAAGGAGAAGGAGUUCAUAAAGAACCUGGAAGAAGAGGAGUGUGGAUAUACCAUUAUGGGGAAACCAAUCUCAGAAGUAGUAGAUAAUGACAACAAGGAAGUCACUAAGGAGGUGAAAACCCUACUUGACAACUAUGAGGGCAUUGCGGUGAAGGAGUUGCCAAAUUCAUUGCCUCCCAUCCAUGAUGCGAGUCAUCAUAUUGACCUAAUCCCUAGUGCAAGUCUUCCCAAUAAGGUAGCAUAUAGAAUGACACCUCAACAAAAUGAGGAGAUUAAGUAG